Molecule: messenger RNA, 846 nt
Organism: Acanthosepion pharaonis
Lineage: Eukaryota; Metazoa; Mollusca; Cephalopoda; Sepiida; Sepiidae
Source: the annotation of a GenBank genome assembly
AUGGUCGACCGCACGCGCCUUAUUAUCACAUUGAAGGAAAGAAACGCAAGACAGGCCCGAACAUUGUCGAUAGAUCGAUGGUUUGCAGUCAUGAUAACUACUUCCGGUGCGAGGGUCGGGUUCAGACAUCACGUGAUGCAACUAAUGAAAAAAAAACUUGAUAUUGUAAUUCUUUCUUUCUUUCUUUCUUUCUUUCUUUCUUUCUUUCUCGUUUUUAUUUAUUUCUCUACAUAUUUCUUCUUUGAUUUUCCACAUUUUAUAUUGUUUGCUUCUUUCUUUCUUUCUUUCUUUCUUUCUUUCUUUCUUUCUUUCUUUCUUUCUUCCAGAAUCCAGACUUAUUUCUUCUUUUAUUGUCUUGAUUCUUCUUUCUUUCUUUCUUUCUUUCUUUCUUUCUUUCUUUCUUUCUUCUUGCUUCUUUCUUUCUUUCUUUCUUUCUUUCUUUCUUUCUUUCUUUCUCGUUUUUAUUUAUUUCUCUACAUAUUUCUUCUUUUAUUUUCCACAUUUUAUAUUGUUUGCUUGCUUCUUUCUUUCUUUCAUUUUUCUUUCUUUCUUUCUUUCUUUCUUUCUUUCUAUUUCUACUUUACUCAUCCUUCCUUUUUUCUUUCUUUCUUUCUUUAUUACUUUCUUUCUUUCUUUCUUUCUUUCUUUUUUUCACUUCUUCAUUUCUUUCUUUCUUUUCUGUUUAUACUUCAUCCAUGCUUCUUUCGUUCUUUCUUUUGGUUUCUUUGUUUUCUUUAUUUCUGUCAUUCUUUCUUCCUCAUUUCUACCUCCCUUUCUUACAUACUAUCUUUCUUUCUUUCUUUCUUUCUUUCUUUCUUUCUUUCUUUCUUUCUUUCUUUCUCAUAA